This is a messenger RNA of Trichoderma aggressivum f. europaeum, 1362 nucleotides long. RefSeq lists its product as uncharacterized. The coding region runs from base 1 to 1362 and encodes 453 amino acids. The transcript has a single exon. The record is from RefSeq and is a predicted model, not a curated record. Lineage: Eukaryota; Fungi; Ascomycota; Sordariomycetes; Hypocreales; Hypocreaceae.
AUGUCAACCCCCAAAGAUGACGGGAACUACACCUCCCACAACCAAGACAAGAACCCAACCACAGAUACAAACCCUCAUCCCGCCAACUCCCCAAACAAACAUCGCGCAAUAACCACCACCAACCCCGAGUCUCAGCAACACUCCCCACCCAUCUUCGACAUCGCUCAUCACGGAUGGGACGCCUCAAACGUUCCCACCGCAAAAUGUGAUCUUUGCCACCGCCAGCGCUGCGGCACCCUGCAAAAAUGCCGUGUCUGCAAGCUCUCCAUCUGUCAUGAAUGCUGUGUUGGCGGCCGUCUGCAAAACGACCCCAGACACACCAUCGAUACCGCCGCCGUGGACUGGGACGUAGCGCCUACCCUUCGCAAGCGGAAACGCCAGGCUUUGGGAAACGGAGAGGAGAUGCCGUCGGGGACCAAGAAGCAGAGAGGUCGUGGACGGAGACAAGGUUAUGAGUCAAAGGGCCCUUUGGCUUCUUCUUUCGUCGUGGCGUCGGAUGAGGCUGCUCGAGCUCGAGAUGGAGAGGUCGCCUGGCAAAGUGCUGGAGGGUUUCGAGAGUAUGGCUGUCAUGGUCCUAUGGAGCCGCGGCUUUCCGUCGCUCCGGCGUCGUAUUAUCAUUCUGCCAGUCGAAUUCAGGGGAUGAACGAGCUUUCGCCCAAGUACGCCGCUCGUCGUGAGCCUCAGACGACAAGUUCCAGCUAUGAGAGAAUUCCUGCCAUCGAAGCUGUCCGUGAUGAUGGCGGCAACGAUCAACAGCACCGAGCUUCUCUUAGUAACGAGGGUUACUAUGCGGCCUCUUCUCAGGAGAAAUUAUCCCGCCGUCCCGCCUCUCCAGCAAACGACUUCUCGCAGCCUGUGCUCCCACCCAUCACGCCUUUGCUCAGGGACAGACGUAUGCAGCAUCAUCAUUCCAUCGAUGACUUCCGAAUUGGCUCAGACAUCCUUAACCGUCUCGACCACCACUACCAGCAGCCCAUCUCCAACGAAUCCUGGCCUCUGCACGAACACACCGAGUCCUUUGGCACCAAUCUCGUCAACGCCGCUCGCGCAAACCAUCGCGAAUCCCACCCCCCAAAGCCGCUCGACCACUGCCUCCGCGAAGAACUCCAAGCUGUGUGGACCUCUCGCGCUUUCAUCGCCCAUGACCCCGACGCAGGCCGUCGUCAUCGUCGGCUCCUUGCCGCGGCGUACUUUGCCAGUACACGUCUUGGUCUUGAGCCGCGGGGAAACGCGGCGCGGGAGUGGUUGUGCGGAGAGGAGAGGAGGAUGAGAGAGAUGGGAUAUGAAGCUACCAAGACUGCGCAGCUGCUGGAUUUUCUUCAGGAGGUUGGAAUCUGGUAUCUGCAACAGGCUCAGCGUUAG